Molecule: messenger RNA, 249 nt
Organism: Adineta ricciae
Lineage: Eukaryota; Metazoa; Rotifera; Eurotatoria; Adinetida; Adinetidae
Source: the annotation of a GenBank genome assembly
AUGCUUUUGUUACUUUCCAUCUUACUUAUUCACUACAAUAUUAAUCAUAAUUUAUCUCAAUCAAAUGAUACAGCUAUCAAAAUCAAUGUUGCUGGUGAAAUUGUGUGGACAACCUAUUCAACAUUAACAUAUAUUCCAAAUACUAAAUUAUCGGAUUUUGGUAUUUGGCCACGUGAUCGAAAUUAUAAUACAUUUCUUGAUUUUCUACCAAAUCUUUUCAAAGAUUUUCUUUCUCAACUUCGUCGUUGA